Messenger RNA from Odocoileus virginianus texanus, 2084 nucleotides. The record is from RefSeq and is a predicted model, not a curated record. NCBI's taxonomy places the organism in Eukaryota, Metazoa, Chordata, Mammalia, Artiodactyla, Cervidae.
AGGGACUUCCUUCUUUGGUUUUUGGACACGCAUCAACUCCUGCCCUGCGUGACUUAACCUCAGCCUCCCUGACUGCCCCAGUGCUCCAGGCUCUACUCCAAGGAUCCAGUUCUCUGUCUGGAGCCUGCAAAGAAGACACACGAAGGGCAGAUGAACAGGAGAAAGAACUACAUCUACAACUAGCCUUCUGUUUACAUUUCCUGAGGAAUGAGGCAGCAGAUCACAGCUCCUCAACUCCAUCUAGGAUGCGGUGUCAGGAUCUCUACCAGUUCGGUCAGAAGCUGGUCCGCAGGCGGCCCCUGGAGCCCACUGAGGAUUCUGAGAGUCCCACGGCUCCUCUGAGCAUCCUGAAGCUGGUGGCCUUUGGUGUGGCCAGCACCCUGGGGGCUGGUGUAUACAUCCUGGUGGGAGAAGUGGCCAUGUUCAUUGCUGGACCAGCGAUCAUCAUCUCCUUCUUGGUGGCAGCCCUGUCUUCUGCAUUGUCUGGGCUCUGCUAUGCCGAAUUUGGGACACAGGUCUCAUGGACUGGUUCUGCAUAUCUCUACAGCUACAUCACCAUGGGAGAAUUGUGGGCAUUCAUCACUGCCUGGAACCUCAUACUGUCCUAUGUUGUUGUCACAGGCAGUGUGGCCAGGGCCUGGAGCAUCGCCUUCGACAGCCUGAUUGGGAACCACAUCUUUCAGGCCUUAGAGGGAACUUUCUCUCCAUAUAUGCCCUACUACCUGGCCAACUAUCCAGACUUUGUUGCUUUGUCCCUGGUGCUGUUGCUCACAGGAUUACUGGUUCUGGGAGCUCUUGAGUCAACCUUGAUUUACAAAGUGUUCACAGGCAUCAGCAUUUUGGUUCUCAGCUUCAUCAUCAUCUCUGGCUUCAUUAAGGGAGACCUGCACAACUGGGAGCUCACGGAACAGGACUACACAUUAAACACAUCUGAAUCCAGUGGCACCUCUAGGUUGGGUCCUCUGGGUUCUGGAGGGUUUGCACCUUUUGGCUUUGAUGGAAUUCUCCAGGGAGCAGCUAUGUGUUUCUACAUGUUUAUUGGUUUUGAUGCCAUUGUCACUAAAGGGGAAGAAGCCCUAAAUCCUCAAUGGUCCAUCCCCAUGAGCACCAUGAUCACGAUCAUCAUCUGCUUUUUGGCAUGCUUUGGUGUCGCAGCGGCACUCACUCUCAUGGUGCCCUACUACAAGAUUCAUCCUGACAGCCCCUUGCCACAGGCUUUACUCCAUGUUGGGUGGGGCCCUGCCAGAUAUGUCGUGGCUGUUGGCACCCUCUGUGCUCUUACAUCCAGUCUCCUCAGUGAUAUGUUCCCCAUGCCUUGGGUGAUGUAUGUGAUGGCAGAGGAUGGACUCCUUUUUCGGGGACUUGCCCAGAUCCAUGCACACACAGGCACCCCUGUCAUGGCCAUCAGGUCUUCUGGAACCCUUGCAGGUGAAUAAACAAAACCCACCCCUUGUUUGAUCAUUUCCUUACCUUUGAUAUUUCUGGCUGUUUCUCACUCCCUUCCCUGCCUUCUCUGUGCCCUCAUCCUAGCGGUCAUGGCGUUAACCCUCAAAGAACAACCAAAACAAAAAUUCAACAAAAAAGAAAAAACAGGAGAAAAAAGAGAGAAAAACCAAAAAGGAAAAAAAAAAAACUGUUCAGAACCUGUCUCUGAAGCAGGAAACUCAAACAUUCUGAAGAGUCUGUGGUUCCCUACCAGCACCAUCCCCACCCAGAAAUCUGGCCAGAUUGUGUAUGCAUGUGCCUUCUUGCUUGUUCUCCUGCUGACCAUCCUGAGCCUGAUCCUGGCCCAGUGGCCCAGACAUGUGUUCUCUGGAGACCCCAUGCUCACAGCGGUGACUGUGCUGCUGCUGCUGCUCAUCACUGGGGCCACGGUCAUCAUCUGGAGGCAGCCCCAGGACCCCACUCCUCUUCCAUCCAGGGUCCCUGCUCUGCCUGUCCUCCCACUGGUGAGCAUCUUUCUGAACCUUUACCUGGUGAUGCAGAUGACUUCUGGGUCCUGGAUCCAAUUCGGUGUCUGGAAUGCCAUUGGAUUUGCCAUAUACUUUGACUAUGGGAUCUGACAUAGCCUGGAGCAGAACUAG